UUAUAUAAGCACCAAAGGAGAGAGACCCUAGAAACCUCAGAGCCUUCUUUCCUACCGGAUGAAAUGACAUGGGAGAUGGAGCUGGAUGAAAUUGAAGCGAUCUUGGAGAAAAUCUGGGACCUCCACGACAAGCUCAGUGAUGCCAUCCACUCAAUCUCGCGGACUCAUUUUCUCAACUCCGUCAAAGCGCUGAGGAAGCCCGAGAAGAUUAAGAGGCCCUCUUACGACGGCAAAAACAUCCACAACGACGUCGCUGAGGGCGAAGAUCGAGCCACCGGGUUCGUAUUCGUCAAGGACUUCCGGUUGGAAGACGAAUCCACCAUCCAGGAGGCCAAGAGCCUCAACGCCAUUCGGAUCGCGCUUGAGAACCUCGAGGACCAGCUUGAAUUUUUCCAUACUGUUCAAAUGCAGCAGCAGGCUGAGAGAGAUGCUGCAAUUGCCCGGUUAGAACAAAGCCGGAUAGUUCUUGCAAUGAGAUUGGCUGAACAUCAUGGUAAGAAGUACGAAGUCAUUGAAGAAGCUCUGGCAUUUGUACGUGAUGCAGGUCACUUUGUUUCACCUGAAAAACUUUUUGGUCACCCAUAUAGUCCAUCUGGUGAGAAAGUCGUAGUUCAUGAAGAGAAGAGGUCAAAUAUACUCAUCAAAUUUCUUGUUUCAAGUUUUGAUUUUGCGAAAAAAUCCCUUAAAUCGGAUCAAAUGGGUGGGAUACUGGGAAAUGCUGCUCUGGUUGCAGUUAGCAUGAUUGCAUGGCUGCAUCUGCAUCAGGUAGCUUAUAAGAAUCAUCCACAGAAGCGCGAAGAUAUCUACGGGAAUGGAAAUCUGAGACAGACUUCUUGGCCGGAGGAAUCAUCACAAAACCAGUUGGAUGUGUUGGCAGGCAGGGGUUGAGUCGAGAAAUUGAAUUCUGCAAUGACGCAGGGGAUUGCUGAUCUGAUUUUGAAAAAGCUUCGCUUUGUUGUCUUUCAAGCCUCUCCCACGAAAGUUUAAAAGGGUCUACUGGCAAACUAGUAAGGAAGUAUGACAAUCAUGAUUUUACGAUUUGUAGACUGUUGUUGGAUCUACAAGUGAGGCUAUUCGAGUGUGAUUUCUAUUUUAUAGUCGUUUCCUAA
Carya illinoinensis is the source of this 1109-nucleotide messenger RNA. Its product is annotated as plastid division protein PDV1-like. The transcript is spliced from 2 exons. Gene Ontology annotation, biological process: chloroplast fission. NCBI's taxonomy places the organism in Eukaryota, Viridiplantae, Streptophyta, Magnoliopsida, Fagales, Juglandaceae. The record is from RefSeq and is a predicted model, not a curated record. Bases 64 to 888 code for a protein of 274 amino acids.